Molecule: messenger RNA, 1771 nt
Organism: Amyelois transitella
Lineage: Eukaryota; Metazoa; Arthropoda; Insecta; Lepidoptera; Pyralidae
Product: probable cytochrome P450 49a1
Exons: 7
Coding region: 1-1515 (504 amino acids)
Molecular function (GO): monooxygenase activity; heme binding; oxidoreductase activity, acting on paired donors, with incorporation or reduction of molecular oxygen
Source: RefSeq, a predicted model, not a curated record
AUGAGCGCUGCGCGGUGUUACGCGGUCAUGCCAGGGCCUAAGCCCUUACCAAUAAUCGGAAACUCUUGGCGGUUCGCUUUAGGAGUAAAACCUUGGCGUACAACUGCUCUAGACGUGACUUUGUGGACUUUGAGAGCAUUAGCCGGUGAAAAUGGUGCAGCAAAAGUGGCAAAGUUGUUUGGGCAUCCAGACUUAGUGUUUCCAUUUUGUGCGGAAGAGACUGCGAGGAUAUACAGGAGGGAAGAUGCCAUGCCACACAGGGCUGUAGCGCCAUGUUUAAAGCAUUAUAAACAAGAGCUGCGGAAAGACUUCUUUGGAGAUGAGCCUGGUUUAAUUGGGGUUCACGGCGAGCCAUGGUCACGGUUUAGAUCGAAAGUAUCUAAAGCCAUUGCUGCUCCAGAAGCCGCAAGAGCAACUGUACCAGAUUUAGACAGCGUCGCCGAAGAUUUUGUUAAAAGGAUGGAAAACAUUGUAGAUGGCAAUCGCGAGCUUCCUGAGCAGUUCCUCACAGAGAUUUACAAAUGGGCACUUGAGUCGGUUGGAGCGUGGGCCCUAGGAACUAGACUCGGCUGCCUAAGCGACGACGACGCCGAAGCUAAAGAGAUCAUCAGAUGCAUACACGGCUUCUUCCACAGCGUGCCAACCCUGGAACUAUCAGCUCCCAUGUGGCGUUUAUACUCAACGGAAGCGUACAAAAUCUACGUCAAAGCACUGGACGCCUUCAGAUCACUCUGUUUGAGAAGAUUGACUGAUAAAGGCAUAUGUGCUUCUAUUUCUAAGCAAUCAGGAGAAAAAGUGGCUGCAAUUUUGGCUUUAGAUUUGAUGUUGGUGGGUGUAGAUACGACGGCAGCGGCGGCCGCAAGUACAAUGUACCUGUUGGCGAACAAUGAGCGAGCGCAGGACAAGUUGCAGCGCGAACUGGAUAGCAAUCUCCCUUUACAUAGAACUCUCACAAGCAAAGACUUGGACAAGCUACCGUAUCUUCGUGCCUGCAUAAAGGAGUCUUUGAGAAUAAAGCCUGUGAUAUUAGGCAACGGUCGCUGCAUCCAAUCGGACACAGUCAUAUCAGGUUACGAGGUUCCCAAAGGGUCUCACGUAGUGUUUCCCCACUACAUACUGUCAAACGAGGAGCGAUAUUUCCCAUCGCCUGAGGCGUACGUACCAGAACGUUGGUUACGUGACGAGAACGCUGUUAAAGAAGAAGGAUGUCCUAUGAAUCGUAUUGGAGACUCAACAGAACAUGCCACUGGUUGUAACGAUCACAAGCGGGCGUUGGCCGUGUGGCGCAAACAGAAGGAAGUGGGGAUCCACCCGUUUGCAUCGCUUCCUUUCGGCUUCGGUCGGCGAAUGUGUAUCGGGAAAAGAUUUGCAGAAGCCGAGCUACAGCUUUUGUUAGCGAAGACAUUCCAACGCUACAAUGUGUCAUGGCGCUACGGUGAGCUAACUUACAGCGUGACUCCGACCUACGUCCCUAACGAACCCUUAAGAUUCACCAUUCAGCCAAGGAAUAAUUAAUAAUGUUAAUGAAUGUACCCACUAUUUUGACUAAAAGCGCUGGCCAAAGAAAAUUAACGUAUUUGUCCAUUUUUAAUUGUAAGUAGAUAAUUUAAUAACAUUACAAAAAUGUUAUCGUGAGACUAAAUAUGUCAACUCUAAUACUUCGACAUUGUUAUGUAAAUAACCUUUAAACCCGUAUUUAACAUUUGCAUUGACAUGCAUGCUAGUGUCCUAGCGUUAAGGUUAUUAUUUUCAAAUUAGUGUUGUAUAAAGA